This is a messenger RNA of Pelodiscus sinensis (Chinese soft-shelled turtle), 3848 nucleotides long. RefSeq names its product ankyrin repeat and SOCS box containing 12 (gene ASB12). The record is from RefSeq and is a predicted model, not a curated record. Gene Ontology annotation, molecular function: protein binding. NCBI's taxonomy places the organism in Eukaryota, Metazoa, Chordata, Testudines, Trionychidae. Gene Ontology annotation, biological process: protein ubiquitination; positive regulation of protein catabolic process.
ACUGCCAGCUCCUUUACCUUCUUGAGAAUAUUAUUUUGGCCUCAAAGUACUUUGCAAAAGUGGCUGUUGGCUAAGCAGCAUUAUUCCCAUUUUACAGAUGGCAUUUGCUGAGGCACGGUGAGUUUAAAGGCCAGAUUUUCAAAAGUGUUCAGCAUCCAACUCUCAUUAAGAAAAAUGGGGGCAGGCGAGUUCCCAGCACUUCUGCAAAUCUAGCUGCCUCAUUUACUUGUUGGAUUCUGAACUCAUCCAAAACUCUAGCCUUAAGUGUCCUCCCCAGAGUCUUACAACAAGAUGGUACGGAAGCCAAGUCUUGUGACUAAGACUAGUUCCAUGCCUAAUCCUAUAUGCUCUUCCUUCACCCUUAAAAAAUCCAUGCAAAACCAGGAUAGGAAUUGGUAGUAGGUGCCACAGUAAUUGUUGCUUUUUGAAUCACCUAGAUGGAUGCAGGUAGAUUGAGGCUUUUUGGCUCAGGCUCAUACUGGAGCAUUGGUUCAGAUCAUUUUUGUCGUAAAACUUCAAGAGUGUGGUUUUCCCAGCAGUGUUGGAAUAAAUGUGUUUUGUCUGAGGAAGGAAUGACUCAGAUCUCAUGCUUUACACAGCUCAUGAUGAGCAUUGUUCAUAAGAGACAACCCAAAAAUGAAUCUAGUGGACAUAACCAAAAUCUUCUCCAUGCUCCAGCCAAGAGAAGAUGAAGAUGAUAAUGGAGAAAGACAAGAGCUGAAGCAAGCAGUGUCCCAGGAUGAUUUUCAAACUCUUGAUGAACUCUUGUGCCAAGACAGAUACAAAUCAGUUAUUAACAGCAGAAGUGGUUGGGGUGUACCCGGGACCCCAUUGCGCCUAGCAGCUUCUAAGGGCCAUCUGAGAAGUUUGGAAGUUCUCUUGGCCCAUGGAGCAGAAGUGGACAGCCUAGACGUGAAGGCGCAAACUCCACUAUUCACCGCUGUUAGUAAUGGCCAUCUGGAUUGUGUUAAAGCACUAUUGGAGGCAGGGGCUAGUCCUUCUGGCAGCAUCUACAAUAACUGUUCUCCGCUGCUCACGGCCGCUAGAGAUGGAGAUGUCAGCAUUCUGCAAGAACUCUUAGACUAUGGGGCAGAAGUCAAUGUUAAAGCAAGAGUCCCAGAGUGGGCUGCCAAUUCUGCAGCCUGUUCAGGCCCUUUGUAUCUCUCAGCUGUCUACGGACACUUGGAGUCUUUUAAAAUGCUGCUGCUUUAUGGAGCGGAUCCCAAUUACAACUGCACUGAUAAGAAAAUGAUCUCACGAAUCAAGCAGCCCAAGACUGUGCUUGAAAUCUGCCUACGACAUGGUUGUGGGAGUGAAUUCAUAAAACUACUCAUUGAUUUUGGAGCCAAUGUGUACUUACCAAACAUCGCAGGAGAUAAGAUCUCGCCAAAUAGUGAGGCAUUGGCGCUGCUGAUCAGAGAAAGAGCUCAUCCAAAAUCCUUGAUGUCUCAAUCUAGGCUGGCUGUCAGGAGACUUCUGAAAAUGACCCACAGUGCACAAGCCAUAGAUCAACUGGAGAUCCCACCUGUGCUAGUGAACUACCUCAAGCAUCAUUCUUAAGGGAAGAUCAGAGCAGCAAUUUUGAAGACAAAUGUAACGUGUUGACCACCUGGAUAAAAAGCCAUUGUGAAGUAGCAACUAUGCAGUAUGUGGUAGCCAUGAUUCAGUUAUUACUGUGUGUGUGUUUGCUUAAAUUACGUCUCCAAAAGGCAGCUUUGCUUUUAUUAAAACAAACCAAAGAAAACUGGUAAAAGGUAAUAAAGGUACACGAAGAUGGAAAAGAAUUUACCCCUAGCAGUGCACUGAAAGGAUUGGAGAAUGUUCUUAGAAAAACAUCUAGUUUAAGUUUUUUAUAUGAUUUUGGUUUUAUACUCUCAUAACCAAAUCCUCUUUCAUCUUAUUAGUUAACUCAAAUCCAAAAAAAGUCUGUAUGGUUGUCAGAAGCUGAAAGGGAAAGCUGGUUUUCCAUCCUACUUUUAUGGGGGAAAGAACAGGAGGUACAAUAGGGUAAAGAGUGAUGGGUUUUACCCUGUGUUGUGGCUUAAGUCUAAAAACAUUUGUCUUGUUUUUUUUUUUAAUCUCUUUCCUGGAAAGCUAUAAAAGUGCACACCAGCCUUUCUGAGCUGGGAUUAAGAGCUGUACCUAAACUUGUGAUUUACAUCAAAAUUGUGUGGAGGGGUGACUUUAGAACUGUUUGUCACAUCUGGAGAUUGGAGCCCUCUAAGUUCUCUAUAAAAAGUACUGUGGCAAGGCGGAUGGAAAACAGCAAUGCAAAGCAAACUCUUAUACCCUUCCUCACUAAUGUUCCUCAUUCUCAGACUACAUGUACGCUACAGCCUGGAUAAGUGCACUGAGAUCAAACCAAUGGCAGACGAUUUUGUGGGUCUCCCAAAUUGACCACAGAUCGCUCUCCAGUUGACCAUGUUACUCUACCCCAGACAAGAAGAGUAAGGGAAGUUGAUUGGAGAGUUUCUCCUGUCGACUACCCCCAACCUCCAUGGCACAGACCUCAUAGUAACUUGACUUAAGGUACGUCGACUGCAGCUACGUUAUUCACGUAGCUAGCUGGAGUUGUGUAGCUUAAGUCAGCUUUCUGCAGUAGUGUAAAAGUAGCUUUAGGCCAGGUCUACACUAGACCCAGAAGCUUGGCUUCAGGUAUGCUAUGUGGAAUACGUAGCUGGAGUCAGCUUCCUUUAAGCCAAGUUUGGCGCACUCCCCACAGCGGGAGGCCGAUGGGAGCAAAUACUCCCAUUGGCUUCCCUUACUCCACACAAGAGCACGAGUACUGGCCACUGGUGGGGAAGUCUUAACUAGACUUGCUAAAUCGAAUUCCAAAAGAUCGAUCAUGGCAGCAUCGAUCGUCUGCAGAGUGAAGAUAAGGCCUUAGCAAUUCCCAUAGGGGGUCAGAAAAUGACGUAUUCAAUCUUUGGCCUCUGCUGGGACUGAUAAAUGAGGCUGGUUAUUACCUGGCGUGGACAACAAUUAUCAUACUAGAUAGGGCUGUAGUUGUGUUGUCUUCUGUAUCUUGAAUAGCACUGAGCAUAUGCUUAGUAAUGUAUGGACAAUAAUAAUAGCCCACAGAACAGCCAUCAAUUGCUAAUACCUUCCAGUCCUGGGCUAGAUUUUAAAUGGUGGGCUAGAGGCAAAAGACUCUGUUUCAUAUGCAGUCUCCUCUGCCUUCCUCACCUCCUACAUCUAACUCAAACACAUAAUUUCAUCUUCUCCUUAAAUAUAGUUCUGGGUAGGAUUAAGUGGAGAGAAUAUUCAUCUGAUCUGUUGUAUGCAUAUGAAUUUUCAGUUUUCAAGAAUUCAUGUUAUUAUUGUGAUUAAACUAUUCAGGUCUGUUUGGUAAAAUACUAUUUCAUUGUUACUGGAAGAGACAGGAAGCCCUCUUGGUGCUAUAUGUAAACCGAAAUUUGGCACAAUAUCACUUGGAACAUGACUCUGGCUGAUAACACAAAAUGUCCAGGCUUAAACUUAGAGAGUCUCAAGUUAGCAAAACAAGAAUUUGUGAACAUUCACUCCAGCUCCAGCUAGCUCUUUGGUUUCAUCUUAUUCAGGUCUCUCUUGUUCUCUAAUGGGUUUUGCUUACAUGCUGGUUGCUGCUCAUACAACUGCCCAGAUUUGCCUGUGAGCAACGGUACUGGUGCAUGAACAAAUGUAUUCAGUAUUCCUAUUCACUACCUUUGUAUUUGUUUGCCAUUAAUUAGUCUCUUGUUUAAAAAGCUACAGCCAGCCACUCAAAGAAAAAAUCAAUCACCAUAUGAUCAAUCAUGUACAGGAUUAAAUGUGUUUACAAACACUUUUCUUUAGAUCAUUGUAAAUAAUAAAUAUAUUCAUAAAAGUCU